UGUCAUCAAGGAUGGACUGGCAAACACUGUGAAAAUGAUAUUGAUGAGUGUAACGAUACAUCUAGCUGCGGGGUAGAAGCGUAUUGUACUAAUUUUUACGGAGGUUAUAAUUGCACGUGCAAGAAAGACUUUCCGAAAGGAGAUCCGACAUUUCAUUGCUAUGAAAACGUUAUCAUUGAAUUGGUGACACCUGUAGCACCGUUCAGGGGAGAUAAUGAGCUGAUCACCUCUUUUCCGAUACACAACAGGUUUCCGUAUUUUGGAACGGAGUAUAAAUCUUUUAGACCGAAUAUGAAUGGUUUUAUAACACUUGGCUUUCAACCCUUGUAUCAGAACUAUGGACCAGAAACACCUACUGACUGGAAGACAUUUAGCGAAGGUCGGACAGUGAUAGCUCCAUUCUGGACAAAUCUAGACUCUACUAAUCUAACUGGAGGUGUUUUUGUCCAUCUUAUGGAAUACUACAGCGGUGAUAUGAACGAUAGUCGACACAAAGACCUGGCAAUGCUAGGAAGAAAAUUUUCAAAUUACUUGAACCUCACAGAUUUUCAUCCGCGUGUUGCUAUUGAAGCAACGUGGAUGAACGUUACAAAAUCAUCCUAUAUUAUACCAACAAGACUCAUAAAAUCUCAAAAUGUGACAAUGCAAUUGAUUCUAAUUUCGGAUGGUAUAUAUUCAUACCUUAUGUUUAACUACGAUCAUGAGCAGUGGUCACUUAAACUUGACAAGAAUAUACCAAGUUCUGCCGGCUUUAGUUGUAAAGACAACAAUGUUCACAUCUUGCAACAAGCAAAAAUGCGAGUUCGCUGAACAACGAUACCAACGUUCAAUCGGGUCCUAAUGGAAGGUGGAUAUUCGACGUUACAGACGAUGAUCCGGAUAAAAUUGCCGUUCUAAAAAACGAAUCAGAGUGUCUGAAAUUUAGUAAAAAUGACACAAUACGAAAAUGGAUAGCGAGACAGCGAUUGUUAUCGUACGCAUGCCCAUGUGUCCAGCAGCAGAUGGACCUCGAUUACAGUUACCAUAUUGUGGAACCAAUGUACGAGCAUUCGAGUCCUAAACCAACGUGCUAUGAGGCGUGGUUCUUUAACAAUGAUGGCGUGAAGCAGACAUGUUGUUACAGUUAUGGAGCUUUGAAGAAAGAUUUUAUAGGAGGUGGUUUUGCAACUUUCGAGCCAGACACUUACAAUAUUAUUCAAUAUUUCUACAUGUGCUGCGACUCAAAUAAUGAUAGACACCUGUGUCGUCUUUUUUAUGAAAUGAAUCCGCCUGAUGACUGUUCUAGAUUUCAACCUGCGGACGAACCCGUUAGCAGACACAAGCGUUCAUUCUUUGGUUUCUGGAACAACGGGGCUUGCAAAUUAUGUUUAAACGAUUUGUAUAUGAUUGUUUUACUUGUAUUCGUACAGAUAAUUAACUAACAGAAACAAUAUACGUUGAUGGUUCGUUUUCAUUACUGAUAGAAACGUAUUUAUUUCAUUAGACUGGAAAUUAAAUUUUGUUUAGAGAGAUAAAAGAAGUAUUUUGAUAAUAAUAUGACAGCUUUCAAAAACCUUUUCCUACUGGACAAAUAUACCUCUGUCUUAAAAAUAUAGUUUCGUCCGUGUAUUGAGAGUGUAUAAUUUUUUUACUAACGGAUUUACCAAGAAAUUGCAUUUCUAGUAGUAUCAAAAUUUCACGUCUAAUAAAUGAAACUUCGCUGAUUUUCUGGACAUAAAAGGACUGGAAUCAACCAUGUUUUUAAAUAUGUGUACCAUUUAAUGUCUGGAUAAAAUACAGACGAACAAAAUCAUUCAUUCAGUCCGUUUUUCCAAAAUAAUAAUUUGUAUUGUGCAAGUUGACCCGAAAGAAAUAUAUGAAAAAAGCUUAUAAACGCCUCCACUCAAUUCAUGCUCAGAAUAAUACAAUUAUCAAUUAUGAUUUCUUUCCUAGUAAAUUGUCAUUAUCUUGUAUGUAUUAAUUGGUUUGAACCCAUUGGAGUUUCUUUGCUUCAAUUUAAUUUUAGAUACAAUUUUCCUGCUGGUUUUCACUUUCUUGCAUUGUUUUCUUCAUAAUUUAAUAAAUUGCUGUAAAUCUCA
Ruditapes philippinarum (Manila clam) is the source of this 2078-nucleotide messenger RNA. RefSeq lists its product as uncharacterized. The record is from RefSeq and is a predicted model, not a curated record. The transcript is spliced from 7 exons. Gene Ontology annotation, biological process: cell-matrix adhesion. NCBI's taxonomy places the organism in Eukaryota, Metazoa, Mollusca, Bivalvia, Venerida, Veneridae. The coding region runs from base 292 to 810 and encodes 172 amino acids.